AAACAAACACGGAAAUCUUGUGUGCAAUCGAUUCAUCGUUUCUUGCUAUGAGUUUGAGGAGGAGAUUGGAAGCUCUUCUAAAAAGCAAUUUUAUAAACAUUUUUGGCAUCCAAAACUACGCAAAAUUCUUUGUCGGCUCACCGCCUGGCAGGUCUGGUCCAGCUAAUGCAAUGGGCAGUAAGUCUGAAUGCCAGAAAGAUGAUGCAGCUGUGGAGCAUGUCUACUGCAGAGGUGCUGUCACAGAGUUGCUUAAAUAUGGACACAGAAACCUGCACACAGCUACUAAAAACUCCAACUCACCUCAAGUACUCAUCCUUGUUAUCCCAGGCAACCCAGGUGUAGUGGGAUUUUAUAAGACCUUCAUGUGGACAUUGUAUCAGGCAUUUAACAAGCUAUACCCAGUCUGGGCUGUGAGUCAUGCUGGGCACUGUGCAUUUCCAGACACAAUGGAUAUGGUUGAAGAUGCUUCGGUGGCCGAGGCAGGGGAUGUGUUUGGCUUGAAUGGGCAGAUUGAGCACAAACUCGGCUUUCUCUUGGAACACGUGCCCCGAGACACACACCUUAUCCUGAUUGGUCACUCAAUCGGCUGCUACAUCAUUCUGGAGAUGAUGAAGAGAGACCCAGAGUUAAAGGUGGUGAAGUCUGUGCUGCUGUUCCCCACUAUCGAGCGCAUGGCCUCAAGUCCGCAGGGCAAGGUCAUGACUCCUGUGCUGUGUCACCUGCGCUACAUUGUCUACUUGCCCAUUUUCCUUCUCUCUCUCCUUCCCGAGAGGCUGAAGGCUGGCAUGGUGCAGAUGGUUUUGAGGAACAUGCAUUCACUAGACACAUCCUGUGUCCCAGCAACCCUCAGCUUGAUCAAUGUGGACUGUGCUGCAAAUGCUAUGUAUAUGGGGAGUCAAGAAAUGAGGAUGGUGCUAGAUCGAGAUAACCUGACCAUACAGCAACAUCUUGACAAGCUUAUUUUCUACUACGGAGCCACAGACCACUGGUGCCCUGUGCAGUACUUCCAGGAUAUUCGAAGAGACUUUCCCGAUGGAGACGUUCGUCUGUGUGAGCGCGGUCUGCGCCAUGCAUUUGUCCUUGACGCGGGUGAAGAUAUGGCUAACAUGAUCACCGAGUGGAUCCGUGAUGACCUAAGAGGAUUAUAGUACUGCUAGAAUCAAAGCAAACCUUACUAAUGACAUACACAAGCUCCAUAUUCCAGUCCAGUUCAAAAUGACUUGCAUUACAAGACCUUUUAAAGGCCUUUAUUAUUAUGAUGCUGAAACUCAGCAAUCAUUUCCAGUGAAAAUGCACAGAUUCUCAAAUUUGUGCCUUAAAAUAAAAAAUAAGAAUAAGUAAUAAGUUUACUAAGUAAUGUUAUUAUGCUCUACUCUAAACAUAUGAGUAUUCUGAUUUUAUUAAGACUAGAAGCAUAAAUAGAAAAUCUAGAAAUGUGAUUCCUACAUCACUAAACGCCCCACCUACUUUGUUAGUAUAUUUUUUUGUUUGCUUGUUUGUUUAUAAUAAGUUAUUGGAUUUUGUCUAUAAUCGUUAAUAGUUAAAAAUAAUUUUUUUGUCCGAUAUAAUAGCAGGAUUUAUCCUAAGUGAAGUAAAUAAGCAUGUUUUGAGACCAAAGUUUUCCUAUAUUGUCCAAAAGUUAUUAUAAAUCAGAUCACAACAGGAAACAACAUUAUCUGUCAUUGAAACAAAGAUGCAUUACUAUUUAAUAGAAAUGUAAUUUAAUAUUGAUGCUUGUAUU
Tachysurus vachellii is the source of this 1741-nucleotide messenger RNA. It is a transcript of the gene ldah, whose product is annotated as lipid droplet associated hydrolase. The coding region runs from base 48 to 1148 and encodes 366 amino acids. The record is from RefSeq and is a predicted model, not a curated record. NCBI's taxonomy places the organism in Eukaryota, Metazoa, Chordata, Actinopteri, Siluriformes, Bagridae. Gene Ontology annotation, molecular function: lipase activity. The transcript is spliced from 7 exons. Gene Ontology annotation, biological process: lipid storage. Gene Ontology annotation, cellular component: lipid droplet.